UGGUGAUGUAAUAAAGUAAAAGAGGAGUAAAAAAUGGCGGAGAACAGUGGCACGGAUCCUGCCGUGGACAGGAAUGCCGAAGAAAAUGCUGCCAGCAGCGGGACCAUUAUAAUGGUCACUGUCAAAACACCUAAAGAUAAGGAGGAAAUAGCGAUCUCGGAGGACGCUUCUGUCGCACAGUUCAAAGAAGAAAUCUCGAAAAGGUUCAAGGCAAAACAGGACCAGUUAGUCUUGAUUUUUGCCGGUAAAAUCCUGAAAGACGGCGACACGCUCACUCAGCAUGGCAUAAAGGAUGGCCUCACUGUUCACCUCGUCAUCAAAACCGCACAAAAGGCCACAGGCGGAGGUUCCACGGCCGCCUCGUCCAGCUCUGGUGCGUCGCAGGUGAGCAGCGGCACCACCUCCAUGACGAACACCAGUUCGGCCGGCAACCUGGGCACUUCACAGGGCAGCGGGCCAUCACCGACUCCCUCGCAGCCGGCCAACUUAUUCACUGGCUUUGGUGACUUGUCCAGUCUGGCCAACAUGGGCAUGGGCUCAGCCAACUUCAUGGAGCUUCAACAGCAGAUGCAGCGGCAGCUCAUGUCCAACCCCGAGAUGCUUUCGCAGAUCAUGGAGAACCCACUGGUUCAGAACAUGAUGUCCAACCCCGACUUGAUGAGGCAGAUGAUCAUGGCCAAUCCGCAGAUGCAGCAGCUGAUGGAGCGAAACCCAGAGAUUUCACACAUGCUUAAUAACCCUGAGCUGAUGAGACAGACAAUGGAGUUGGCAAGGAAUCCUGCCAUGAUGCAAGAGAUGAUGCGUAACCAGGACCGGGCGCUUAGCAACCUAGAGAGCAUCCCCGGGGGAUACAACGCUCUCCGGAGGAUGUACACAGACAUCCAGGAGCCUAUGUUUAGUGCCGCACGCGAGCAGUUUGGAAACAAUCCCUUCUCAGCCUUAGGUGGGAACACUGAUGGCUCGGGGGCCCAGCCCUCCAGAACGGAGAACAGAGAGCCACUGCCAAACCCAUGGGGACCGCCUGAGACCAGUUCUUCUGGGACUGCCACCACCAGCACCUCUACCACAACCUCCACCACCCCCAGUGUCUCCAACCCCCUAGGCAUCAACUCCACCAACCUGGGCUCCGGCAUAUUUAACAGCCCUGGCAUGCAGAGCCUGAUGCAGCAGAUCUCGGAAAAUCCUCAGCUAAUGCAGAACAUGCUCUCGGCUCCCUACAUGCGCAGCAUGAUGCAGUCUCUGGCACAGAACCCUGACGUCGCCUCACAGGUGUUGAUGAACAACCCUCUUUUUGCUGGAAACCCUCAACUGCAGGAGCAGAUGAGACAUCAGUUGCCAGUAUUUCUACAGCAGAUGCAGAACCCUGAAGCCCUCUCUGUGAUGACGAACCCACGAGCCAUGCAGGCUCUGAUGCAGAUUCAGCAAGGCCUACAGACCCUCCAGACCGAAGCUCCUGGACUCAUGCCCGGACUGAUUACCGGAGGUGUUCCCGGAGGUGUUCCCGGAGGUGUUCCCGGAGGUGUUCCCGGAGGUGUUCCCGGAGGUGUUCCCGGUGGUGUUCCCGGUGGUGUUCCCGGUGGUGUUCCUGGUGGAAUCCCCACUGGGAUCCCCACUGGGGUUAACGCGACUUCUUCGGAGAGUGCCCCACCCCCAAGCUCUGGCCAGGGCUCCACCCCUGCUGCUGGAACCAACUCCUCUCAACAACAGCUCAUGCAACAGAUGUUACAGAUGUUUGCCGGUGGGAGCGCAUCGACCCAGACUCCGGAGGUGCGUUUCCAGCAACAGCUUGAGCAGCUGAGUGCGAUGGGCUUCAUCAACAGAGAGGCCAACCUGCAGGCGCUCAUCGCCACGGGGGGAGACAUCAACGCCGCCAUCGAAAGACUGCUCGGCUCGCAGCCAUCUUAAUCCCUUUAGCACCUAAUCACAACCAGAGACAAGUCACAGUCACAAACACGGUCCCUCAUCACCUAACAUCUGACAGAUAGACUGAAUUCCAGUUGCUUCUUCCUUUAAUGCGGUUGAUCUGUGAAUCAUAGGAAAAUUGAGGUUCUUAAAUUUAUUUCCCUUAAAAACAAAGGAAAAUCCCAACAGAAUGACAUCAUUCUAACCCUCUCGUUCAUUUCUGACUGCGUCCAUUAAUAAAUACAACAGGGCAAUGCUGUGAACCGAGUGUAGGGUAUUCAUUCCUUUUAAUCGACACAUUCUCUCUCGAGGCACUACUUCUUCCUGUUUUUUUUGGGGAAGUCGAAAAACAUAAGGGUGAUCUCAAGUCAGAAGAAUGCUUUUGUCUUUCAUGAGGAUGGUCAGUUUCCCUAAUUAUUUUUUUUUUCUCCUACAUAUCACUCUCUCAAAUCAUGCCUGACUAAACAGGUGUUUAUUGCAGACACCUAGAGAUUACCCCUUUUACGCCCUUAUGGAUGUUUCAGGAUUCACAAUGCUUCUCGUUUGAUGUUAAUUAAAAUUUAAUAGAGGAGCUUGUCAGAUUCCUUGUCUGAGCGUUAUAACGGCCUCACGCAGACGAUCGCUUACUCUUCAGCUGUUUAGAGGGAGAAUUAAACUUUUUUUUUCUUCCUUCUGAAGGUUGUGAGAAAUCCAGUCAUCUCAUAGUCUUCUUUGCCUUUUAGAAGCAGUCUGAUUGAUUGAAUUGAUGGUUUAAAAGAACACACGCUUGUGGUUUACGGGAUACGGUUGUAAUAAGGCAUCAAUAAAAAGAAAGCUAUUUCUCAGCUUAAAAGCCACGCUGAAAGCAGACACCAUUUGUUUUGACCAUAUCUUUAUGCUUUUGAAAUAGUGCUCUAGUGUGUGGAGAAAAAAUUUUUUUUUUUAAAAAGACCCGCAUUGUGUUCUGGAUACAUCAUCUUAGAGUUGAUGUAGUGAGCAAGCCUGGUAACAGCAUGAACGUGAUGCUUUCCUGUGCACCGAGCUCAGUUCUAAUCAUCCUGAGUCUAAUGGAACUAACAGUUGAGUUUUUGAUGUGAAUUAAAAUGUGUUCAACUUUUGCUUUUUUUUUUUUUUUUUUUUUUGGCGCUGCUGCACAUUCAUAAUCCACUCUUUCAUCUUAUUGAUUAAUUACAUUGCAAUAAUCUGAACUCUUACUUGAGUUGGUAUGUUUCUUUUAAAAAAGAAAAAAGCAGAUUUUUAAAAAAGUGACAUCGGUUCUAAUUUAAAUGCAUUUUAAGGGCUAUUGCUGGGCAAUGAGGGGGGUCUGAGGUACUUGAAAUUUUCAGGAUCUAUGUAUUUAGUUUUUGCUUUCAAAGUAUUAUAAAACUAAUUACACACAAA
Clarias gariepinus (North African catfish) is the source of this 3282-nucleotide messenger RNA. RefSeq names its product ubiquilin 4 (gene ubqln4). The record is from RefSeq and is a predicted model, not a curated record. Bases 34 to 1905 code for a protein of 623 amino acids. Gene Ontology annotation, cellular component: cytosol. Gene Ontology annotation, molecular function: polyubiquitin modification-dependent protein binding. Gene Ontology annotation, biological process: ubiquitin-dependent protein catabolic process. NCBI's taxonomy places the organism in Eukaryota, Metazoa, Chordata, Actinopteri, Siluriformes, Clariidae. The transcript has 11 exons.